CUAUAGGAACUUUACUUGAGUGAUAAAGCUGAAACUGCGAAAUCACAUAAUUCUGGUGCAAAUUUACAAACCAACAGCCAACCAAAGGAAACAAUGCAGGCAGCCCUAACCCCAGCAUUAUUUACGCAAGGUGUAAUAACCAAGUUUGAGCACAGUAGUGUUGUGAUUUUAUUGUUUGUGCUCACAAGUUCGAAACAGAAUUGGAAAAAAACAUAUUUCAUUGUCUUUUUAAGUAACCUAAAUUCUAUUUUACAACACAGGAUUGCCUCUGUUUUACUAUGCACGGAUCAUGUCAUAUCUAUUAAUGCUAUAAUACAAGAUGGAUUAAUUCGCUGUGAAAGCUUCUGUUCCUUAACAUAUAAAAAUCAGAAGAUCUAUUUAUCAACUUAAAAAAAAGAAACUGCAAUUUUGCAGUCUCUAAAAAAUGCGGAAGUGCCUCACAGCUCUGUGUGCUUAUAGUACUUAUGUUUACUAUAACUGAUUACUACACAGUGCCUAUAACUAAUUGCUCUUUCCCUAAAUGAAAUUCACUUGCGUAUCGAAUAGAAAGACAAGAAAUUCUUUCGCUCUAUAACGUGAAAUAUAUAUUUAAGUUUUUUAUUAUAUUUUAUGACGAUGGAAAGAGUCACGAAAUGCAAACAUUUUCUCGUAAUUUUAUAUAUCUGCAGUAUGGAAAAUUAUAUCAUGAUGUAGAUUUGAAUGAAAAUGUAACUAACAUUGAGGGAACUAGUCAGCAUACCAACUCUGAGGAGAAUUGUGGUAAAACAUCUUUACAAAGUGGUGCUGAAGAAUGCAGAGAGAGAGAGGCCCGGCUGAUAAAAUUGAAAUACUGCCUAAUUGUGAGCAAAUCAACACAACCACUAAACUGGAUGUGAAAUUACAAACCCAGUCACUUGUUCAUACCAACAUCACAUCAGGAUCUAAUUUACAAACCAACAAUAGAGGUAAACCAUAUAUCUGUCAGCGAUGUGGAAAGAGCUUCAAAGUGAAGCAGAAUGUAGACAGGCAUAUGAAAAGUCAUACCGAAGAGAAAUCCUAUAAUUGUAAACUAUGUGGGAAGUGUUUUUUACGAUUAUCCCAUCUAAAAGCUCAUGAACGAACUCACACUGGAGAAAAACCUUAUGCCUGUCAACAAUGUGAAAAGCGUUUUAAAAAAAUAUCUCAUUUAAGUGAGCAUGAGCUAAUUCACACUGGAGAGAAACCCCAUAUUUGUAAACAAUGUGGAAAAGAUUUUUCACGGUUAUCUAAUUUACGAGCGCAUGAGCGAACCCAUACUGGAGAGAAACCGUGGGAAGUGUUUUUCACGAUCAUCCCAUCUGAAAAGGCAUGGACGAACUCACACAGGAGAUAAACCGUACGUUUGUGGACUAUGUAUCAACGGAUUUUCACGAUUGGAUCAUCUAAAAGGGCAUGAGCGAAUUCACUCUGGAGAAAAACCUUAUGCUUGUCAAUGUGAAAACAAUUUUCAAAUUUACGUAGUUUACGUAAUCACAAGCCAAGCAAACUCACGUGAGAAAAAUCUUAUGCUAGUAAACAAUGUGGAAAGGGUUUUUCGCGGAAAUGUAAGUUUGUAGACUAUGUAAGAGGGAUGUGAGUGGUGGCAAAUUCUGAUGACGUCAUAGCUCACAAAAACGAAUCCCAUAAAGCAGUGGCGGCGCGUCAAUAGGGCCAAUAGGUUGUUUUUUCGGUAUAAUAAAAAAUAUUCGAAAAAUACCUCAAUAUC
Styela clava is the source of this 1723-nucleotide messenger RNA. Lineage: Eukaryota; Metazoa; Chordata; Ascidiacea; Stolidobranchia; Styelidae. The record is from RefSeq and is a predicted model, not a curated record.